This is a messenger RNA of Colletotrichum destructivum, 1329 nucleotides long. RefSeq lists its product as uncharacterized. The transcript has 7 exons. The record is from RefSeq and is a predicted model, not a curated record. The coding region runs from base 1 to 1329 and encodes 442 amino acids. NCBI's taxonomy places the organism in Eukaryota, Fungi, Ascomycota, Sordariomycetes, Glomerellales, Glomerellaceae.
AUGUCCUUUUAUCAUGAUGCCGUCUUCGCUAAGCGGCCUGCUGCUUUUAAUUACUGGCACUGCGACGGCAAUAUCGUUUCCAGAAUCAAGAGCUAUCUCACCAUCGGAUUUCAUAGAAAGGACUCCAGAGUGCUCAAAUGUGGCAAUGAUACGUUAGCAGACUGUGUCUGCAUAAAUGUGUCGCUUCAAGCCCGUGCCUCGGAAUGCGUACAGACGUCCUGCGACUUCAACGAGCAAAUUCGUAAGUUUGAAAAUGAGUUGGCUUCUCUUUUCUAUACUACGCAAGUAAAAAAACUGACUUACCUUUGCUCCGCCGAGUUAGUUACCGCUCAAGCAUCGCGAGAAUUUUGUCUUGGGUAUCCGAUUCCCGAACAGCGUCGUGAUUUCUGCCGAGUAUUCUUCGUCGCUCUUCCUGCAGUAACAGCUAUUGUCGUCGUCCUCAGAUGCGUGGCAAGGAGGAUGGCCAAAAUCAAGCUUUGGUGGGAUGACUGGACGGCGUUGAUUGCUUUGGUAAGUUGUCCGGAUGCAUGUUACGCAUUGAACAGCGAGGAGUUCAAUAUUGACAAAGUUAAUGUUGAGCUCGGAUUCGGCCUCCACUACUGGCACGUAGAACCGGGAAACGCGAAGCCUAUUCUUCAGGUUGGUAGUCCCUUAUCUUUUCUUCGUAUAACUGUCAUUAACAUUUGUACAAAGCUGUUCUACGCAACGCAGACGUUCUAUGUCAUGAAGCAAGUCGCAGCGAAAGCUUCCAUCUGCGCUUUGUAUCUACGCAUCUUCGUGACUCGUUGGUCCCGUAUGGUUGUUAUCGGCCUUCUGGUGUCCCUUGUUUUUCAACAUUUCUUGUUCUUGUUCCUAGUUUUGUUUCAAUGCACUCCAAUUCGAAUGAUAUGGGAUCGGUCGGUCGCCGGUUCUUGUCUCAAUAUCACGACCAUUGGUUAUGCAGGGGCAGCUCUCACCCUCACUUAUGACUUCAUCCUCAUUAUUCUGCCAAUGCCGCAACUACUGAAGCUGAAUAUCAGGAAGCGCAAGAAAACGGUUCCGAUCUUGUUGUUAACUUUGGGCUCGUUUGCGUGCAUCGCAAGCAUGAUUCGUCUUAAGUUCUUGGUUUCAUUUUCCAAUACUUUCGAUGCGACCUGGGACAACGUCGAAAUCGUCAUCUGGUCUACGCUUGAGAUUAAUAUGGCGAUGAUUUGCGGCAGCCUUCCAGCGUUGCGGCCACUGUUUCAAAAAGCGAAGGAUGUGACGGGGCAGUUCAAUCAUCGGGCGCACAACAGAUCCGUUACAGAGCACGAGGAUCAGGUGAACUUGGCCCAACUUACCCCGACUUAG